This is a messenger RNA of Mesoplodon densirostris (Blainville's beaked whale), 2970 nucleotides long. RefSeq names its product raftlin, lipid raft linker 1 (gene RFTN1). The transcript has 10 exons. The coding region runs from base 290 to 1993 and encodes 567 amino acids. NCBI's taxonomy places the organism in Eukaryota, Metazoa, Chordata, Mammalia, Artiodactyla, Ziphiidae. The record is from RefSeq and is a predicted model, not a curated record.
GCGGCGACGGGGGCGCGUCGGGGCUGGAGCCGGAGCGCGCCGGGCUCAGGGCGCAGCGAGCGGGAGCGCGGCGGCCGCGGGCUCCGCUGAGGGACGGACGCACGGAUUGCAGGAGGGACGGACACACGAGCACGCCGUGCCGCCUGCCCCGUCCCCACCCCCUGGCGCCCACGCCUUCCCCGCGCUGCCUCCUCUAUAUGGCAGAAACUUUCCUCCCGGGACGGAACACGCUGUCUCCGGGAGCCCGCGCCCGCGCCUUCUCCUCGGCUUAGUCCAGAACGCUGCUGAAAUGGGUUGCGGAUUGAACAAGUUAGAGAAACCUGAUGACAAACGGCCUGGAAAUAUCUAUUCGACGUUGAAGAGGCCGCAGGUGGAAACCAAGAUAGACGUGUCCUAUGAGUACCGCUUCCUGGAGUUCACCACCCUCAGCGCUGCCGAGCUCCCACGGGCCUCGGCCGUGAGGCUGGCCUCCCUUCGUGACCUGCCCGCCCAGCUGCUGGAGCCGUACCAGCAGGGCUUCUCGCUGGUGGCCCUGCACCCCUUCGUGCAGCCAACCCAUGAGCGGGAGAAGACGCCCCUCGAGCACAUCUUCAGGGCCAUCCUGAUCAAGAAAGCCGACAGAUCUCAGAACACUGAUCUUCACAAUGAAGGCUACAUCUUGGAAUUAGAUUGCUAUUCUUCCCUAGACCACCUGACAGACCAAAAAAUCAUCCCAGAGUUCAUUAAGAAGAUCCAGGAGGCUGCGAGUCAGGGCCUGAAAUUCGUCGGGGUCAUACCUCAGUACCACUGCCCUGGGCACUCGGCAGGUGGCAGCCCCCCAGCGGAUGCCCGGGAUGCGACAGAGGAGCCUGGCAGGUGUGUGGCUACGGAGAACCUGGGGGCUGCCGACGCGCCGGUGGGGAUGGACAGAAGCCCAGAGCCCGGCCAGGGCCCGAGAGAGGAGGUGCCCACCGCCCAGCAGCCCGGCUCGCCCUCGGGAGCCAGGGAUGGCACAGAAUCCCCUCCAUGCGGGGUGAGCGAGACUCUGGAUGGACCGGAUGGGGACCCACUGGAAGGGUAUGGAGAGCCACUCUUGGGAAAAAUGGAGAUUUUCGCCCUUUUCAACAAACCGAAGAGCCAUCAGAAGUGCCGGCAAUACUAUCCCGUCACCAUUCCCCUCCGGGUCUCCAGGAAUGGCCAGACGGUGAGCAGUUUGGAUGCCAACUGGCUGGAGCACAUGAGCGACCACUUCCGGAGGGGCGGCGUCCUGGUGAACUCGGUCUUCUCCCUCGGCUUGGUCAACGAUUCCUUACACGGCUUGACAGAUGGAGUAUUCAUCUUUGAAGCAGUUUCCACAGAAGAUAGCAAAACCAUGCAAGGCUACGAUGCUAUUGUAGUGGAACAAUGGACGGUUCUGGACGGUGUCGAGGUGCAGACAGACUACGUGCCCCUGCUGAACUCGCUGGCCGCCUACGGCUGGCAACUCACCUGUGUGCUGCCAACUCCUGUCGUCAAGACAACGAGGGAGGGGAACGUAUCCACCAAGCAGAUUGUCUUUCUUCAGAGACCGUGUCUACCUCAGAAAAUCAAGAAGAAGGAAUCAAAGUUUCAGUGGCGAUUCUCCCGAGACGAAAUGCACAACAGGCAGAUGAGGAAAUCCAGAGGUAAACUCGGUGCCAGAGGAAAGCAGCAAGCAGAGGAAAAUGAGAGGUAUCUAGAAGACCAGUUUCCCAAAGCCGGAGACGUGGAAAACCGUGUGCUGGGGCUGCAGCAGGAGGACUGGGCCUCUGCGGAGGUGAAGGUCCCCGCGCAGGCGGAGGUCCUGGGAGAAAAGCUGCGUCCUGACGGCCAGCUCUGGGUGGAGGCUGGGGCCGUGCAGAACGGUCCCUUCGGCCACAGCCCCGCCCCUGCAGGGGGCUGCAUUGGGCACCCCAGUCCUGAUCCUAGAGAGGAUGCUGGGGAGGGGGAUGCUGAGGAAGUGGCUGCAGAGCCCACGGCAGCAGAGGACAACUGAGGCUCGGCAGGUGGUGCUGAGGCGUGAAGAGCUGGCAGACCUGGGGCACAGUGCCAGCUGGGCUGGGGGCUGAUGUGCCCUGGUGUCACGUGUUACCCUUCGGCUUGGCUUGACCUCUCCUUGUGAGCUUACCUGAGCCCUCCGAGGAGGGCUGGCUCCCUGACAGUGUUGGUUUCUGCACAUCCAUUUGAAAUGUGUCGUAAGGCCCUGGUGUUAGAACACAAGAGGGCAGGUUACUUCCAGACAUGGGGGCUGGAGGCCCAGCCCCGGCCCCACACCACUCCUCCAGGGAGGGGCUGGACCAUCCAGUGCCUGUGCCCACCCCCACCCAGAGCCUCCAGGGGGCCUUCGGGCCAAAUCGCGGGCCUCCCUGUCUACAAGUCAAGGCUGAGUUGUUCAUCCCCACACCCCGAGAUGGCCGUGUCCAGCCCGUGCUGUCUGCUGCAGCUACUUGGUGAUUGUAACAACCCCUGGUGCCCAGUCGGGCUGCCUUUCUCCAUCUAACCCCCCCAGACCUUGCUGCUUUGGCAAAUAAAAUAACAUUGGGAGGGGAGGUGCCCCACCUCCUGGCUUUUCUCCAAGUGUUCCCAUAGAUACUGGUAAUCUGAAAAUGAAGAGGUAAUUCUGUGUGUGUACCCACUCUUGAAGAAUGUCCAAGAAAGUAUUCUGUGUUAGUGUUAAUGCCAAAAAUUUUUUUAAGAUUUUGUAUUCAGCACAUCACAUGAACACACGUUCUUUCUGUCAUUUCAAGGCAAACCGACUGGCGGCGAGCCCUUGUUACGUGCUAUUUUAAUCAUGUGUCAUUAGCCAAGUCACUUCCCAUGUAUGAUAUGAUGUGUUUAUAUCAUCCAGAAUGUGGCUUUAAGUAGAUGCAGCUGGCAAACCUUGGAGAGUGUCAACUGUCUUGACCAACAUCCUGUCUCUUCUUUUUCUUGUUUAGUUACUUAAAGCAAUAAAUCAUCUAUGAGUUUAGUGCA